AUGAGUGAUUCUAAACUUCGAGAUCACAUGGACGAUGAUGAGGAUGAAAUCCACGCAUCCAACCGAGGCCAUGAUGAAGAAGGAGAAGAUGAAGGAAGCGGAAGCGAUGUUGGCGUUGGUGAUAACGAUGAUUCAUCCGAAGAAGAAGAAGAGGACGAUGAAGAGGAAAUGGAGAGAGUUCGAAAGGGAUUCAUUGUUGAUGACGAUGAUGAGGACGAAGAAGAAAACGUUGAAGAGUCAUCGAAAAAACGUAGGAAGAAGAAGAGAAGAAGACCAACUGCUUCGGUAUCUUCAGACGAAGGCAAUGAAGCUGAAGACAGAGAGAGGAGCAGUCACGCAAAUGAUGACGAAUUAGACCAAGAUGAUUUGGAUUUGUUGUUGGAAAAUACUGGUGGUUACCGACGAGAACAAGAAAAAAGAUUCAAGCGAUUGAAACGUGCCGAAGGUGCUGAUGAGGACUCUGGAAGAUCAUCUCGAAGAUUGACGGAUAUAUUUUCCGAUGAAGAAGAAGAUCGUGCAGAAGAUGACGAGGAUCUAGGGCAGACCAGGUCGCGGUUACCGGCUGAUGAGUUUGAUGACUUUAUUGAGGAGGAUGAAUUCUCCGAUGAGGAAGCUCGUCGUCAAGAAGAAGCAGAGAUUCGUACAGGCCGACCAACAAAAUCUUCUCGGGGUCCUGCUGCACUCAGCAGUCAGCUAACUGGUAUCGACGAGGACAAGCUUGGUGAAAUCUAUGAAGUAUUUGGAGAUGGUGAAGAGUAUGAAUGGGCUUUGGAAGGUGAAGAUGAUGCUGUGCUUUCAGGUGGCGAAGAAAAUGACUACGGCGGCCGCGAAGGAAGCGGUAGAGAAAAGUCUGGCGCACCAGAGCUUAAGGACGUUUUUGAACCAAGUGAAUUAUCUGCAAGGUUGUUGACUGAUGAGGAUAAUGCCAUUAGAAUAAAGGACAUUCCUGAAAGAUACCAACUGCUUCGCUCCGUUUUGAAGUUUGACUACAACCUUGGUGAAGAAGAUUUUGCCGCUGAGCAGCAAUGGGUUGCUGACAAGCUAGUGGCUGCCAAACCAUUAGUAUUUAUUGCGAAACCAUAUCUUCGAGAACCAUUUAUCAAGGCUGUACAUAAAGUUGUUGAGUUUGUUUCUCGAGACCAUCUUGAGGUUCCAACUAUUUGGACUCAUCGUCGUGAUUAUCUUAUUUAUACACACUCAACUCUUAAACGUGAGAAUGCAUAUGAGUCGAGCAGCUCUACCACUACUACUGAUAACCUGUUAAGUUUAGAUGAUUUAUGGAAGAUAGUACACUUGGACAUUGAGUUUCAUGGAUUGGUGGAAAAAAAGAACUCCGUGGAUCGUUUGUUCAAAUCAUUGGAUGUGCAUGACUCUGCCUUCGAAUCAAUGUUUGAGCAAGCUAAGACUUUGGUUGAGUACCAAGAUUUGACAGAUUAUCUUCAAUUCCGUUAUUCUUCACAAAUCAAAGAUCACAUAUCGACUACAAAGUUUGACGAGGACAAUCUGAAUGGCAAUGGUACUACCACUAAGCGCCACAGUAGAUUUGCGAGAUUUGAAAGAAUCAGAGAGGGUCCUAUUUAUAGCAUUGUAAGAGCUUUCUCUAUCACCGCCGAUCACUUGGGUGAAAACAUCAUGUCCGAUCAAAGGCUUUUCUUUUCUGAAGACCCACCAGAGAGACCCGAAGAAUUGGCCGAGCAAACUACAAAGGAGACUGAAAGCAUGACUGCCGAAUAUAUUCUUGAUUCUGCGCGGUCGAUGGCAGCAGAAGAAAUCUUUUAUGAUCCAAAAGUCAGGAAGAGUAUACGUGAUAAAUUUGCCCAGCAAGCCAAAGUUGAUAUUAUUCUGACGGAUAAAGGAAGUAAGAAGAUCAACGAUGCCAGUCCAUAUAUUGACUUCAAAUAUGCUAUUAACCGAGGAUUUGAUGAGCUUCGUCUAAAACCCGAUUUGUAUCUACGGAUGCUUCAGGCGGAGACAGAGGGUUUGGUUAUUGUGAGAAUCAGUUAUCCAGACUAUAAGACUACUCUGUUUGAAAAGAUCCUCACCCGUUUCUUUAUGUCUGAUAAUGUCUCUGAUAUUGCAGCUGCUUGGAAUUCUAACCGUAGAAUUGUUCUUAAGGAGGCUUCCCGCAAGUUCGUCCCCCUUAUCUGCCGUAAUAUUAAAGAAGAUCUUAAGACGGACUGUUUGAGAUCUCUUUACUUUGAUUUGAGGAAGUCAUUUGGCGAAAAACUUAAUCAGGCACCAUACAAACCACCAGGUUAUGUUGCUGGUACUACAGCCAGAAUUCUUGCUAUUUCACCCGGUAUGGGCGAUUUUAGCAAAGAUGCAGUUGUUGCAGUUCUAGUUGACGAGGAGGGCCAGGCUGUUGAGUCUGUUAAGUUUGGAAACCCUAGACAUGUUGAGUUCCGUCAGCAGUUCAUUGAUUUGGUUAAGCGACGGACCCCUGAUGUUAUCGGAAUAGCUGGUUUUACAGUGAAUUGUUCAAAGCUUUUUCAAAUUCUUCAAGACAUUGUAAAGGAAGAAGAGCUUGUACCUGGUGGAGAUGCUGAUGAGGCUGAUAAUUCACUUCUUCAAGUUGUCUGGGUACAAGAUGAAGUUGCAAGACUAUAUCAGCACUCCAACCGUGCUCUUACUGAAUUUCCAGACCAAGCUACGUUAGGCCGUUAUUCUAUUGCUUUAGCUCGUUAUCUUCAGUCACCAUUGUGUGAAUACGCUGCGCUUGGCAAGGAAAUUUCGGCCAUUACAAUCCAUCCAUCGCAGAGUCUACUUCCUGAGGAAUUAUUCCAAGAGGCGAUUGAUUCAGUUUUCGUGGAUUACGUUAAUCUUGUUGGUUUGGACGUCAACGAAGUAGUUCGAAACCAGUACAUGGCUAAUUUGCUACCUUAUGUUUCUGGAUUGGGGCCACGUAAGGCAUCAGGAAUCCUGCAAAGUAUUCAAAGCCAUGGAGGUCAAAUUGCAAAUAGAGCUGAGCUUGUCACUGCGCACAUCACAACCAAAAACAUUUUCUUCAACUGUGCUAGCUUCCUAAGAAUUGCAUAUGAUAAGCGAACUCUCAAAAAUGAAGAUACCGAGCCACUAGAUGCAACUCGUAUUCACCCAGAAGAUUAUGAUCUCGCACGUAAAAUGGCUGCAGAUGCAUUGGAACUGGAUGAAGAGGAUCUAGUACAGCUGGAGAAUACGUCUGGUGGUGUAAUCGCUCAACUUCUUAGUGAUGACUUGGAAAAAUUGAACGAGUUAAUUCUCGAGCAAUACGCUGAGCAGUUGGAGGAGAAGUAUAAUCGUAAGAAGAGUCAUACUCUGGAAUUGAUUAGAGAGGAACUCCAUAAUCAUUUCUCAGAGAAACGAGCAUCACUUGCAGCAUUGACUGAGUAUCAGAUUUUCACUAUGUUGACUGGUGAGACUCAGCAAAGUUUACAUAACAACAUGGUUGUCCCUGUUGUUAUUCGUCGUGCUAAUGAUCGUGGCCUUACUGUUCAAUUGUCAAAUGGUAUCGAAGGUGAAGUAGAUGGUCCCGAUAUGGUUGAUGACACUUCGAUUUCCCAUCCAAGCAAGUUAUUCACUUUCGGUCUAACUAUCCAAGCGGUGAUCUUGAACAUUGAUUAUAAAAACUUCACGGCUAAGCUUAGUACCAGGAAGAAGGAUAUUCAAUCCGCUUUGGACAAAGCCAAGUGGAGUAAGGGUAGAGACAACAAGAAGUGGAAUGUUGCUGCUGAAGAAGCUGACAGGCGGAAGAUUGAACUUAAACAGGAGCAAGAAAAGCGUUCCAGUCGUAUUAUCAAGCAUCCCUUGUUCAGACUCUUCAAUAGCAAACAAGCGGAAGAGUAUCUUGCCCCACUCCAGCGCGGUGAUUUAGUGAUCCGACCCUCAUCCAGAGGUAAUGAUCAUAUUGCCAUAACGUGGAAGAUCUCUGAAAUGCUAUUCCAGCAUCUAGAUGUUGUCGAGCUCGAUAAGCCAAACGAGUAUUCUCUCGGAAGGACACUUCAAGUCGGCAAGUCCAGAUACAGUGAUCUCGAUGAACUUAUUAUCAUGCAUGUUCAAGCCAUGGCCAGAAAGGUUGAUGAAAUGGUUGCCAGCGAUAAGUUUCAAAAAGGGUCGCGCGCAGAGGUUGAGAAAUGGUUGACUGCUUACACUGAUGCGAGUGCCAACCGAUCUGUCUAUGCAUUUUGCUUUGAUCACAAACAUCCGGGUUAUUUCCUGCUAUGUUUCAAGACUAAUAGACAGACGCCUGUGCAAACAUGGAAUGUCAAGGUCAUUCCUAAUGGUUUUGAGCUCAUGAACAAUAGUUAUGCCGAUGUUCCAUCCUUGAGUAAUGGUUUCAAGAAAAUUUUUAUGUCCAGAGUCGCUGCUGGUGGAACUAGGCGUUAA
Sugiyamaella lignohabitans is the source of this 4362-nucleotide messenger RNA. RefSeq names its product chromatin-remodeling histone chaperone SPT6 (gene SPT6). The record is from RefSeq and is a predicted model, not a curated record. Gene Ontology annotation, biological process: transcription elongation-coupled chromatin remodeling; positive regulation of transcription elongation by RNA polymerase II; nucleosome organization. Gene Ontology annotation, molecular function: DNA binding; histone binding; nucleosome binding. Bases 1 to 4362 code for a protein of 1453 amino acids. The transcript is spliced from 2 exons. Lineage: Eukaryota; Fungi; Ascomycota; Dipodascomycetes; Dipodascales; Trichomonascaceae. Gene Ontology annotation, cellular component: transcription elongation factor complex.